Molecule: messenger RNA, 3132 nt
Organism: Eimeria acervulina
Lineage: Eukaryota; Apicomplexa; Conoidasida; Eucoccidiorida; Eimeriidae
Exons: 2
Coding region: 1-3132 (1043 amino acids)
Source: RefSeq, a predicted model, not a curated record
AUGAGCGGCAUGAGCAGCAGCAGCAAAAACACCAGCAACAGCAGCAGCAACAACAGCAGCAGCAGCAACAGCGACGAAGGGGAGGAGGCGCUACUCUUAAGCAGCAGCCGCGGCGUUAGCAGCGAAAGCACAUACAGCAACGGAAGCGGCAGCAGCAGCAAGAGCAGCUGUAACAGCAACGGCAAACACGGUUGCAGCAACGGUAGCACCAGCAGGAACAGCAGCAGUAUCAGCAACAUUAGCAGCAGCAGGAACAGCAGCCCCGACAGCAGUAACAGCAGCAAUAAGUAUUCGAACAGCAGCAACGAGGGAGAAGAAGAGGUUCUUGCCGCCACGCCGUUCAGCAGCAGCAGCAGGAGCAGCAGCAAGAGCAGCAGCAGGAGCAGCAGCAAGAGCAGCAGGAGCAACGGUAGCGAUGGUAGCAGCAGCACCAGCCAACAUUCCGACGCUUCAUUAGUGGAGCUGCAGCAGCAGCAGCAACUACAAAUCCUACGAGGACGUGGAAGCAGUUGGCGGGAAGCGGGGGGCAGCAGCAGGAGCAGCAGAAGAAGCAGCGCCAGGAUAUUCAGGAGCAGAAGUAGCGAGAUGAGCAGCAGCCCCACCAGCAGCAGCACGAGCAGGAGCAACAGCAGCAGGAGAGGGAGCCCGGAUAGGCCUGUCUCCGCUGCAGCUGCAGCAGAUGUGUGGCUGCGCUGUAUGCCAGACUCUGUGGCUGUAUCUGCUAGAGCAGCAGCAGCAGCUGCUGCAGCAGGUAAUGGGAGUUCCCAGCAGCAAAACCUCCUGCUGCAGCGCGUACCUUUCGAUGACCUGCAGCAAACAUUUGCCCGUAGUCGUUGCAGGGCCAGCGGAAAACGCUGCUGCUGCUGUUGUUGCUGCCCCUCCUGCUCUUUGCGACAAGCCCUCCCGCUGCUGAGGCCCCAGUCUGCUGCAGCAGCAGCAGAAGCUGGUGCUGGUGCUGCUGCUGUGGCAUCCGCUACAGCCCCAAGCCGCCAGCCCUCCAGCGACAGCGGCAGGAGUAGUAGUAACUGCUGCAGCAGCAGCAACAACAGCAGCAGCAACAGCAGCAGCAACAUCAGCAGCAGCAGCAGCAGCAGCAAAUGGAGCGACAACAGGCAAGUGACUGAGACAGUGCGGGGGUGUCGUUGUUGCUGCGGAUCUUGCUGCUGCCUGCGCAGCAACAGCAGCAGCAGCAGCGGUGGCAGCAACAACAUCGAGUUCUCACGUGGCUGCCUUGAGGACCAGCUGCUUGCAGCAGGCAUUUCGGGCGUGUGGUCGCAGCCCAGCAGCAGCAGCAGCAGCAGUAGCAGCAGCAGCAGCGGCGGCAGAGGCGUUUUGGAUGGCGGUUCUCCUUACGUAGUGCAGCAGUUGUCUGCUGUGCACAUGGGCCUGCCGCUGCAGCAGCAGCAGCACAUGCAGGAAGCACUAGCAGCAGCAUUAGCAACACGGUUUCGAGAGGACCCUCGGCUAGAGGCACGGGCUUUAUUAGAGUUGGGGGCUGCUGCGCAUGCAUUGCCUACGUUUGACUUAUAUCUUGACUAUAGCAAGCCUGGAAGCCUGCAGCAGCACCCGUUGCUGCAGCCAGCGUUGCUGCUGCUGCAGCGGCUUCCUUGCUUCGCCUUGCCGCUGUACGAUCAGCUGCUGCUGCAGCACGUAUGUGAGGAUGCUGCGCUGUAUCCACGGCUGCAGGGCCUUGAGGUGCCUUUUCGUCUUCUUAUUCAUGAUAUUCUUUUUCUUGCUGCUUAUUCUUAUCUCGCUGAUCUCCCCCCUUGGAAUAGACCCCCCCUGCGUCUCCUCCGGAUAUCUGGCUUCCUGCUACUCAACGCACACCUCCAGCAGCAGCAGCAGCAGCAGCAAGGGGAGGGGAGGGGCGGGGAGGGAGAAGACGGGGAGUUGGAAGAGCUCUCAGAAGAAUGGCCAGCGACACCUACCGCAGCAGCAGCAGCAGCAGCAGCAGGAGAUGUGGAUGCUCUUGACUUAGAAGGCGCGAGCCCUGAAGCAAUGGAGGCGUUUCACUUGCAGGGUUUGCUGCUGUUUAAUUUGCAGACAAUUAUCUCAGAUUUUCAUUUAACUCUAAGUACAAUUGAAGUAUUAUGCUCAUCUGGUAUUACUCUACAAGAAAACCCUUUCGCUGCAUUUUACCCCCUUACUGUCUUCCUGCAGCAGCAUGGCUUUGUCCUCCAGAGCUUCAAGUACAAACAAGGCAGCAACAUACAUUCCGUCAACUGCAGCAACAACAACAACAGCAGCAGCAGCAGCAGCAGCGUGCAGCUCACUGCAGCCACGCUGCAGGCGGUUGAAAGGGAACGGGAGGAAACUCAGCAGCAUCAACUCACCAGCAGUAGCAGCAGCAGCAGCAGCAGCAGUGCUAUAGAUGCCUUUAUUGACGCGUGCAGGAAGAAGCAAGGCCUGUCUACAAACAGAGUGCAGCAGAUGUUGCAGCAGCAGACGCGUCUCGAUUGCCAGCGAGGCGGUGCGGCGUCGUCUGUCGCUGCUGCAGCUGCAGCAGCAACAGUUGUUGCUGCUGCUGCUGCUGCUGCUAGCGAUGGGGGCUCUCCCUGUUCCUGUUGCAGCUGCAAGAUAGGGGGCCCUCAAGCCAGCGAUGCACGAACAGAGGCGUUUGCUGCUGCUGCUGCAGCGGCAGCAGCAGCAGAAGAGGAAGAUGAGCUUUCAGAUGAGGAGAGCGACGAUGCAGACGGGAUAUUACGGAGUCACACCCUACCGCCAGAUGCAUACUCAGAGAGUGCAGCCAGAGAACAAGGAAUUGGGGGGAAGCUGGCUGCGGCUUUCAACUCUUUAUUGAGAGCCCUAAACGAUGACGACAGAAAAAAGAAGCAGCAAAAGCGUGAGGGCUCCUCUCGGGUGUAUAUACACUCCUUGUUGUAUGUGCGCGCUGGGCACGAGUCUAAUGAGGCAGCAGCAGAAAUGGCAGCAGCAGCAGCUGCUGCUGCUGCUGCAGCAGAAGCAGAAGCCAACGAACGCAGACAAAGGCGGCAGCAGCACGAGCAGAGACUGCAGCAGCAGCAGCAGCAGCAGCAGCAAGCAGCAGACGAUGGAGGGCUUCUAUCGUUGCUCGUAGGAGACUUCGAGGGACCUGAAGAUUCUCUGUUUGCCCUGGUGGAGGAUUUGUACUAA